UUUUUUCUGUUUUUAUGCACAAAAAAGAGCUGAUAGUUGUGGCAGGGUGACAGUGGUACGCAUCAACUCCAAUCAUCGACGAAGUAGUUUCCGGCGGAUCUUCUCCGAAGGGUGUGAGAAAAUGAACGAUUCCGAUGUCUCCAAACAAAUCCAGCAGAUGGUGAGGUUUAUACGCCAGGAAGCUGAGGAAAAAGCCAACGAGAUCUCUGUCUCUGCCGAAGAAGAAUUCAAUAUCGAGAAGCUGCAGUUGUUCGAAGCCGAGAAGAAGAAGAUCAGGCAAGAAUACGAGCGCAAACAGCGCCAAGUUGAAGUUCGGAAGAAGAUUGAGUACUCAAUGCAGCUGAACGCUUCUCGGAUUAAAGUUCUUCAAGCUCAGGAUGACAUGAUUAAUUCCAUGAAAGAAGCUGCAUCCAAGGAACUUCUGAAUGUGCAUCAUCAUCAUCAUGUGUACAGAAACCUUAUUAAAGAUCUCAUUGUUCAGAGUUUGCUAAGACUGCAAGAACCUUCUGUCUUAUUGAGAUGUCGGAAACAUGACCUGCACGUGGUAGAGCAUGUGCUGGAUUCAGCUGCACAGGAGUAUGCUGAUAAAGCAAAUGUGGAUCCUCCGGAGAUCCUUGUUGACAAAAAGGUCUAUCUUCCACCUGCACCCAGCCAUCAUCAUGCCCAUGAUCCCUACUGUUCUCUGGCGGGGUGGUGUUGGCUUCUCGAGAUGGAAAGAUUGUUUGUGAAAACACUCUUGAUGCCAGACUGGAUGUAGUGUUCCGUAAAAAGCUUCCAGAGAUCCGAAAGCAGCUCUUUGGACAAGUUGCAGCUUAAAGAUUUAAAGACUCUUGAUUUUAUUGUUUCAUUUCCCCUGGAAUAUUUAUUCCCUGAAAUAAAAUCUUGUCUUUGACCUGAAUAUCUAUCCUUCCAUUGCUUAUGUAGUCUCAGAUUCUUAUUAUUCUCCGCGAAAUAACUCCAUUUUUUUGUCA
This is a messenger RNA of Gastrolobium bilobum, 971 nucleotides long. RefSeq names its product V-type proton ATPase subunit E-like. Gene Ontology annotation, biological process: proton transmembrane transport. Gene Ontology annotation, molecular function: proton-transporting ATPase activity, rotational mechanism. The record is from RefSeq and is a predicted model, not a curated record. NCBI's taxonomy places the organism in Eukaryota, Viridiplantae, Streptophyta, Magnoliopsida, Fabales, Fabaceae. Bases 122 to 757 code for a protein of 211 amino acids. The transcript has 7 exons. Gene Ontology annotation, cellular component: proton-transporting two-sector ATPase complex, catalytic domain.